AUGAAGCUGGGAGCUAGCCUUCCUGCUUAUAGAACUUUUGCUUUGGAGGAGCUUCAGGAAGCCACCCAUAACUUUGAUGAUUCAACAUUACUAGGUGAAGGUUCACAUGGACAGAUAUAUAGAGGGAAGCUCCCUGAUGGAACCUUUGUUGCUAUAAGAGGCUUGAAAAUGAGAAAGAGGCAGAGUCCACAGGUCUACACACACCUCCUUGAGCAGAUUUCAAAACUGAGACAUAGCCAUUUGGUUAGUGCUCUUGGACAUUGCUUGGAGUGCCAUCCAGAUGAUUCAGGCGUCAGUAGAGUAUUUCUUAUACAUGCCAUACAGGUUGCAAUGGAGAAAGGACCUCCAGGACGGAAGCUUACCUGGCCGCAGAGAAUAAUAGCUGCAAUUGGAGUUGCAAAGGGUAUUCAGUUUCUGCAUACAGGGAUUGUUCCUGGUGUUAAAUCAAAUAAUCUGAGGAUAAAAAAUGUCUUAUUGGAUCACGAUCUUCAUGUAAAAAUAAGCAGCUAUAACCUACCUCUUUUGGCUGAAAACAGGGGAACGAUGGGCACCACAGUUUCUUCUCCAGCACCAAAAGGAAGCGUUCAAGCGAGUUGGAGUUGCACAAAAUCUGAAGAAUAUAACCAUGAAAUGGUUGAAUGUUUCAACAACGGCUUCAAAAUGUUCCGAGAUUAUGCUUCGGUCUCACCAGACUACAAUUGGAGUGAAAUUGAUGUAGCUGGUGUCUGGGAGGUGCUGAAUAUGGGUGCUAAGGGAAUGGCUCAUCAUAGCCUCGUGCAUGCAACGAGGAGAAAGGACAAAGACAUGGAUCUUUUGAUGGACCUGUAG
Molecule: messenger RNA, 828 nt
Organism: Prunus armeniaca (apricot)
Lineage: Eukaryota; Viridiplantae; Streptophyta; Magnoliopsida; Rosales; Rosaceae
Source: the annotation of a GenBank genome assembly